AUGAACUCACCAACUUUUCUAGUGAAGAAGGAAAAGACGAAAACAAGUCAACUAGAGGAUAAUGACACGAAAGAAGAUGUAACUUUGGAGGACGUGGUUAGGAGACAAGGCGAAGUUGAAGAAAAACAAGUCAAGAAUGUUGAAAAUCAAUCACACAUCCGAGCAUCGCAUAGAAGGGUAACCAUGGACUCUUCAAGGAAAUACGUAAAAUUACUUGAUAGGAUUCUUGAUUUGGAUAAGAAGGUUGAGGACUUAUCAGCGCGCAUUGGAGGGAAUGAACUUAUGGAGAGCAAAGAAGAAGACUCUAGCCCUCAUGUGCUUUGUGACGCGGUCACAACCUACCAAGAACUUCACGACCUUGAAGAAGGAGAAUCGACGAAAGGGAUGAGGAACCUCCCGGGAGAACAAGCGUUUACAACUGGCUCACCCUUCUAA
Messenger RNA from Arabidopsis thaliana (thale cress), 435 nucleotides. RefSeq lists its product as uncharacterized. The transcript has a single exon. Bases 1 to 435 code for a protein of 144 amino acids. Lineage: Eukaryota; Viridiplantae; Streptophyta; Magnoliopsida; Brassicales; Brassicaceae. The record is from RefSeq and is marked reviewed.